AUGUCAGUGAUAUCAGAUGAAGGCGAAUUGGUGUUUCUUUCGGAUAGAAAUGGAAGCUUAAUCAAGUCAAUACGUGAGGUGUUCCCAACGGCCGCACAUGAGUAUUGUAUCUGGCAUUUGUCUCAAAAUGUCAAAGGACAUGUUUUCAACAACAGAGACGCUUGCGCAAGCAAGUUUACAGAGUGUGCACAUGCUUAUACAGUGGUUGAGUUCGAUGAUCUCUAUGAGGGCUUUUCCAGAAGGUAUCCUUCUGCUGCGGCAUAUCUGGAGAAAAGUGAUGAAGUGAGAAAAUGGGCAAUAUGUUACUUUGAAGGAGACAGAUACAAUGUUAACACAACCAAUGCAGCAAAAUCAAUUAAUGGUGUUCUUCGGAAAGCGAGGAAAUUCUUCUUGCUACCGAUGAUUGAUGUUAUCAUCAAGAAAAUGACUGAAUGGUUUAACAAACAUAGGAAGAAGGCAGCUGAAAUACCAGUCACAAAGAAGCUUGUGCCAACAGUGGAAAAGGAGUUGUCAAAAAGAUGUUUGGAAGUGAGGUGUUUAGAUGUUGUUGAGAUAAACAACUUCCACUUUGAGUACAAUGUCAAUGGUAGUGACGGAAAGAUUUAUACGGUUGAUUUGGCAAGAAAAAUGUGCACCUGCAGGUGUUUUGAUAUAGACAAAAUCCCAUGUGUUCAUGCUGCAGCUGCUUCCAAGUUCUUGAGCGUAAGAAGAGAUCUUCAUCUACAAGAUUACUGUUCAAAAUACUAUUUGGUGGAGUUGUGGGCAUUGGCAUACUGUAGGACGAUUUAUCAUGUUCCUCAUAUGUCUGAAUGA
Molecule: messenger RNA, 813 nt
Organism: Brassica oleracea var. oleracea
Lineage: Eukaryota; Viridiplantae; Streptophyta; Magnoliopsida; Brassicales; Brassicaceae
Exons: 1
Coding region: 1-813 (270 amino acids)
Biological process (GO): DNA transposition
Molecular function (GO): DNA binding; zinc ion binding; transposase activity
Source: RefSeq, a predicted model, not a curated record